Molecule: messenger RNA, 1071 nt
Organism: Cricetulus griseus (Chinese hamster)
Lineage: Eukaryota; Metazoa; Chordata; Mammalia; Rodentia; Cricetidae
Source: RefSeq, a predicted model, not a curated record
AGCUGUUUCCUGAAUUAGUCUUGGUGGCAACAGCCUGACCCUCCUUUUGUUCUCAUGAAAGCACCAUCAGCCAUGGAGCAAAUGACUUGCAGUGUCUGAAAUGGUUCUUGAUUCCUCAUCUAUUUAACAGAUGCAGCAUCUUGCACCCCAAGACUGGGGACAGACCCACUGUUACCACCAAUUCUGACCAGGUGUUAGUCCUAUUUGGAAUCUCUACUGGCAUCCAUGGCGUGGUCAGGAGCAGGCACACUGGUGGUUUCACUCUUCUCUAAGAUUACAGCUUCAGCAGCCAUGGUCAAAGCUGGAGGGGCAGUCUCUGGCACCAUUCUAGCUGGUACACAGGGGCUCAAUCUGUUAGCCCAGACUGCCCUGGGCUCUGGAGCAUCUGCACUUGGAUCUUCGUUAGGAGCACUGAAGGUUGGCACCAUCCUAUCGGCGUGCCCUGCCUCUGUCUUGGCUGUUGGUCCCAGUGCAGCCAAGGCUACUGUUGCUGUGCUUGGUGGAGCCAUGACUGUAGCUGCUGUGCCCCCUGUGCUAAGUGCUGUGGGCUUCACUGGGCCAGGAAUUGUUGCCUCCUCUCUAGCAGCUAAGAUGAUGUCCUUGUCAGCUAUUGCGAAUGGGGGCGGAGUUGCGGCUGGUGGCUUGGUGGCCACUCUGCAGUCAGUGGGAGCUGCUGGACUUUCCAUGCAAUCUCAAGUCCUCUUGGGCUCUGCAGGAACUGCCCUUGUUGCUAGUGUGAUGGGCAUCUGUGGGAGUUCCAACCCUUCUGUCCCCAGAGAAGCAGAGGUGACACCUCCCAGCUUGUCCAACUCAGAGACUGACAAGUUAGCCCCAGGGGAUGAUCUGUCCUCCUGGGUUCAGCAGAUUCUGAUCCAGGGUUAUGGGCCUCUGUGAGAGUCCCAGCCCCUUCUCUCCUCUGAGAAGAGGGCUUGGAAUCAGAAAUGAUACCUCCCAGCUUUUCCAACCCAGACAGGGAUCAGUUAACCCCAAGAGACAAUCAGCCAACAACAAAUGCCUAAUUGGAAAUAAGUAAUAAAACCAAUUGCUGCCAGCCUUAUCAUCCCCUUGAAA